GAGGUUGAUUGCGCAAGUAAAAAAACUACAACUCCCUAGAAAUUAUAUCCGUAUCACUUGUGUACGAUUACAGAUCGCCAACAUAUUUGAGAGGUCGCCGUCUUAACUGCAAGUAGCCUAGACCACCAAAUGAUUUGACGGUUCCACAUAUCAGUUGACACUCUCAAUUUUGUGUCAUGAUGGCGGAUGACAACAAACCAAUCCACGAGCUGCGUUUUGACGCUGCAGUCAAAGUGAUUCAGAGUUUACCUGCGGACGGUUCCUUUCAGCCUUCCAAUGAGAUGAUGUUGAAGUUCUACAGUUACUACAAGCAGGCCACACAGGGACCUUGCAACAUUCCACGGCCAGGCUUCUGGGACCCAGUGGGCAAAGUCAAAUGGGAUGCAUGGAAUGCUCUUGGAGAAAUGUCAAGAGAGGAGGCCAUGACUGCAUAUGUUGAUGAAAUGAAACUGAUUCUGGAGAGCAUGCCGGUGACGGAUGAGGUCGAGAGACUGCUUAAGAUCUUGGGGCCAUUUUAUGAGAUGGUGGAUGAAAAGAAGGUCAACCAAGUGUCUGACCUGUCCGGAGCCCGACUGGCAAGAUUUGCUAGACAACUGGAAGGUAUUGGGGAUGUUAUGGGCAAAACAUCCAAGGCAGUCACCAAGAGUAUCAUCAGGAACCUGGAAAUGAAUGGCUCUUUAGACGAUCAUAUGUCCAAAUUGGAAGCCAAGAGGAGAGCCAUCAAGAAUACGGAAGAUGAUGACAUUGAGGAGGAGGAGGAGGAAGAUGAAGAGGAGAUUGUAGAAGUUAAAAAAGCCCCACCACCAAGAAAGAAAGGGUCAUCGGGGAAGCCUAAAGCACCCUUAUCAAAUGGUAGUGUGGCCCAUGGAGGCAUCCCUUUAACGAAUGGCACGCACAGCUCCAAGUCUGCUCUUAAUGGAAAUGGUGUGAAAGAGGAGCCAGAUGACAUGGCCCUACCUGAUGGAACCAUGGAGGUCAAUGGCCAUCUCAGUGAUCUCCCUGAGGACAUGUGUAGCCACCAGCAUGUGGCCAGCGACUCAGACAGUGAGGUUUACUGUGACUCGGUUGACCAGUUUGGUAUGGAGGAGGGCUCAGAGGUGCACACCAACCAUGCCCCGGACCUCGAGGACAAUCACCACAGCUCCCUGUCUUUCACCGAGGAGCUUGGCACACCCGUGUCUGACGCAGAGGACCUGCAGGCAGGGUCCGAGGGCGUCCAGCAUGGGGGGGAGGACGGUAAGACUGGGUCAGGCUCUUCACACAGGCACAGGAUACCUGCAGAGCGAGCCGACAACUCACUGGUCCGCAGGAGCAGAGGCUCCAGAUCUUCUUCCUCGAGUGGUGGGAUCCAGAGGAUGUUGCAGGGCAACGGGGGAGAUGGGGAGCGCUGGGGUUCGGAAGGCGCAGUUGGAGGGAAUCUCAAUGAGCAGAUAGUGACCGCACUGGCAAGGCUACAGGAAGAUAUGCAGAGCGUACUCCAGAGGUUGCACACUCUGGAGGCCCUCACUGCCUCCCAGGCGCGGUCACUUGCCUUGUCUCCAAACUUUCCAUCACCCCAUGUAACAAAGAGACCUUCCUGGUGGCCCUUUGAAGUAUCCCCAGGCACCGUGGCCUUUGCAGUGGUGUGGCCAUUUGUUGUGCAGUGGCUUAUUCGCCUGUACCUCCAGCGAAGGAGACGGCGGAUCCACUGAGAAACCCUCCUUCCUCCAGACGUAGGAAGUGGAGCCAGCCCCAGGAGAGCUCCGUCUGGCCCUUUCUUUAGUAGCAGGCCUCAGAUAGUUUCCUCUCUGCUUGUGUUCCCCUCAUGUCUAACUCUACGCUUUUGCACUAUGAUGACAGCAUCAAGAGUAGCGAGUGGUAGGUUGCAGCUAAAAUCAGUCCUUUUGUGGACAUGUGAAUUGUAUAGAGUCGCAGCUUAUCACGCAAGUUAAUUUCCUAAUUUUCAGUUGAAAUCUUGAAAUAUAACAUACCAAGGACACUAACACUAAAACAAAAUCUGUGUGCGGAUUAAUGGAUGUAGUGUAGUUCACUUUUUUAAGAUUUAAAUACAACGAUUUUCAGAAGCUAUUUGAUUAUGUAUUCAUCACGGGCAUUAUGACUAAAUUGAAAUGUAUAAGUUAAUAAUCAGUUUGAGAUCCAUAACCAGAACAGUUAUAACUCACAGAGAAACUUGCUGCUAAUUAUUUGUAUUGGGCAGAACAAUGCUCUUAAGUAGGUCUAAUGCGCAUUUUAUGUUAAUUAUGUUCAAAUACAGAACAUUUAGUGUGAUUGAGGAAAAGUAGUAAUGUGUCCAUGAUCUGCCGAUACUGUUUAUCAAUUUUAGUGCAGGAGUAGGUCCCUGUAGGUGUUUAAAAUAUUGCUCAGAAUGUCAUCUUUUCAUAUUUAAAAAAGUCAGUCUAGUUUUUUUCUUAUUAUUAGUAAUUAUAAUCAACAGAAAAAAAGUCUUUGUUGUGCAGAUAUGUUUUAACUUUUCAAUGUGUUAUGAGUAAGGAAAAGACAUCAGAGAUCAUACUGAAUAUUCGCUCAUAUCCUAAGUGAGGCAAGGACUUCACUGAACCAAAGUAUGAUAAUAUCACCAAAACCCUGCUGCAAUACACUUGCAGAGAGCUGAUCAUGAUUUAUUGAUCUAUAGAUCCACAUUGUGUUAAGUCCAAAGUUUCAACCCUCAGUUAGGAUUUAUUACAACUUACUGAGCAGCAGAACGAGUUACAUUUCAGAUCUGUGAUUGGUUAACAUUAACAGUCCGGUUUUAUCCUGCAAUACUGCCCGAGAGAAAUCUUUGCUCAUUAUCUGCAGAGAGCAUUUCUAUCCAUGCCUGAUCACCAGAAGAGUCAGGAGAUACCUGAUUGAAUGUUUUGGACAAAUAGGAGUAGAAGGAGCGAGCACUUAACGUUUUAAGAAAUAAUGUAAUUUUAUUAAUUCUAAAAUGGAUCAUGGAUAUCCUUUUUAUCAGAGUUUUAUGGUUGUUUGUUUUUUGUUUCCAUUAGUGUAAAUUGUGUAAUACUGUUAAUAGAGACUGUACAGUAUAAAUAUAAUGUAUGGAUAUACCAAUGUAAUAUUUUAAUUGCACUGAAGUGUAUUAUUGUAAUAUACAUAUAUACAGAUAAAUACCUAUUUAAUUAAUUCCUGUAAUAUUGUUUGAAUUGGCAGUAGAUCUGACCUUAGAGUUGUACAAAGGCGUUUUUGUUGAAACUAUCCUUUCUAUUAAGCCUUCUAACCAAGUCUGCCCCCUUGUGGUCAGUUCUUUGCAUGUGUUUGCUAAUCUGAAGCACGAAUAAAGGUUUUGGAACAAUUUA
Molecule: messenger RNA, 3296 nt
Organism: Alosa sapidissima (American shad)
Lineage: Eukaryota; Metazoa; Chordata; Actinopteri; Clupeiformes; Clupeidae
Gene: acbd5a
Product: acyl-CoA binding domain containing 5a
Exons: 14
Coding region: 177-1691 (504 amino acids)
Biological process (GO): fatty acid metabolic process; autophagy of peroxisome
Cellular component (GO): peroxisome
Molecular function (GO): fatty-acyl-CoA binding
Source: RefSeq, a predicted model, not a curated record